AAACAAGUAAUAUAUUAAAGUAAAUAUACAAGUAUAUAUAUUAAUAAUGUCUGUUAUUGGAUGGGAUCAACCGUCAGUUUAUUCAACGAGUGUUCUUUCAGGAGAAAUACAGCCGGAUGCACCUAAAGAAGUUGAAAAACAAUUUAAAGAAUUUAUUCAGGAAUUUGUUGUUAAUAAUUCAUAUAUUUAUAGGGAUCAAUUGAGAGAUAAUAUUUUAGUAAAGCAAUAUUAUUUAAAUGUGAAUAUUGCACAUCUUAUUAGUUUUAAUGAAGAAUUGUCACAUAAAUUGGUAUCAAAUCCAGCAGAUAUGCUUCCACUUUUUGAAAUGGCAGUUAAAGAUUCAGCAAAACAGAUGGUUUAUGGAGGAUCGGAUUCUAAGAAAGAAUUUCCGGAUUGUCAGGUAACACUUUAUUCAGAUGCGAAUUAUACAUUGAUUCGGGAUCUUAAUGCAAGUUAUAUAUCAAAAUUGGUUCGAAUACCAGGAAUUGUUAUUGGAGCAUCAACAUUAUCGUCAAAAGCUACAAGACUUCAUAUUAUGUGUAGGACAUGUCGUAAUAUAAAGAUAAUUAGUGUAAAUGGAGGGUUUAGUAAUAUUCAAUUGCCAAGAACAUGUGAUAAUCCAGCAACACAUGGGGAAAAGAAGGAAUGUCCAUUAGAUCCUUAUGUUAUUAUUCAUGAAAAGUCAUCAUUUAUUGAUCAACAAGUCCUUAAAUUUCAGGAAGCACCAAAUAUGGUACCAGUUGGUGAACUUCCACGUCAUAUUCUAUUAAGCAUUGACCGUUAUCUUACAAAUAAAGUUACUCCAGGAAGUAGGUGCACUGUUGUUGGGAUAUAUUCAAUUUAUCAAAAUAAAUCAUAUAAAACUAGUAAUGCAGUAGCAAUUCGUAAUCCAUAUGUUAGAGUAGUAGGAUUACAGACUGAAAUACAUGGAAGUUCUAAAAGUUCUUAUAUGUUUACUGAAGAAGAAGAAGAGGAAUUCCUCACUCUUUCUCGAAAUCCAAAUCUAUAUGAGAUAUUUGCAAAUAGCAUUGGGUCUUCAAUCUAUGGAAACAUAGACAUAAAAAAGGCUAUAUGUUGUUUAUUGUUUGGAGGUUCUAAAAAAAUACUUCCAGAUGGUAUGAGAUUGAGGGGAGAUAUUAAUAUUUUAUUAUUGGGAGAUCCAGGAACUGCUAAAUCACAAUUGCUUAAAUUCGUAGAGAAAGUAGCACCUAUUGCUGUUUAUACAUCAGGAAAGGGAUCCAGUGCAGCUGGUCUUACUGCAUCUAUUCAGAGAGAUGCAGCAUCUCGUGAAUUUUAUCUUGAAGGAGGUGCAAUGGUAUUAGCAGAUAGUGGAGUUGUUUGUAUUGAUGAAUUUGAUAAAAUGAGGGAUGAAGAUCGAGUUGCAAUUCAUGAAGCUAUGGAACAGCAAACUAUAUCUAUUGCUAAAGCAGGAAUUACUACAAUUCUUAACUCAAGAACUAGUGUAUUAGCAGCAGCAAAUCCUGUAUUUGGCAGAUAUGAUGAUAUAAAGAGUCCUGGUGACAAUAUUGAUUUUCAAACAACAAUAUUAUCACGUUUUGAUAUGAUAUUUAUUGUAAAAGACGAGCAUAAUGAAAACAGAGACAAAACAAUUGCUGAACAUGUAAUGAAUAUUCAUAUGAAUAAAACCAUAGAUGAUAAUUCAACAAGGGAGAUAAGCAUAGAAAAAAUGAAGAAAUAUAUAAGCUAUUGCAAGAAUAAAUGUGCUCCAAGGUUAACGCCUGAAGCAGCAGAAAAGCUUUCUAGUCAUUUCGUUGCUAUUAGAAAACAAGUUCGUCAAGUUGAACAAAAUAGUAAUGAAAGAUCUAGUAUUCCUAUUACUAUACGUCAAUUGGAAUCAAUAAUUAGAAUAUCAGAAGCAUUAGCAAAAAUUCGACUUAGUACUGUUGCAACAGAAGAACAUGUAGAUGAGGCUAUACGAUUGUUUAUGAAAUCUACCAUGGAUGCAGUAGGGGAAGGACAAAUUACAAGACAAGAAUUAGUUGAAGAAGUUCAUAAAAUUGAAUCUGAAUUGAGAAAAAGAUUACCAAUUGGAUGGAGUACAUCAUAUGCUACACUUACAAGAGAAUUUGUCAAUGGUAAAGGUUAUUCAUUGUACGCACUACAAAAAGCAUUAUAUAUAAUGGAACGUCGAGAAACUAUUCAAUUACGCAAUCAAGGAGCAUCAGUAUACAGAAUUGGAGUAUAAUAUUUAAUUUAUUAAAGCAUAACAUGGUAUUUCUAAGAUCAUUG
Molecule: messenger RNA, 2250 nt
Organism: Pneumocystis carinii B80
Lineage: Eukaryota; Fungi; Ascomycota; Pneumocystomycetes; Pneumocystales; Pneumocystaceae
Exons: 8
Coding region: 47-2206 (719 amino acids)
Biological process (GO): DNA replication; DNA replication initiation; double-strand break repair via break-induced replication
Cellular component (GO): MCM complex; nucleus
Molecular function (GO): ATP binding; single-stranded DNA binding; DNA replication origin binding
Source: RefSeq, a predicted model, not a curated record